Molecule: messenger RNA, 504 nt
Organism: Corapipo altera (White-ruffed manakin)
Lineage: Eukaryota; Metazoa; Chordata; Aves; Passeriformes; Pipridae
Product: voltage-dependent L-type calcium channel subunit beta-1-like
Exons: 4
Coding region: 1-504 (167 amino acids)
Biological process (GO): calcium ion transmembrane transport; regulation of voltage-gated calcium channel activity; neuromuscular junction development
Cellular component (GO): voltage-gated calcium channel complex
Molecular function (GO): high voltage-gated calcium channel activity
Source: RefSeq, a predicted model, not a curated record
AUGGGGUGGAAGGAAGGGGGUGGCAGGAGGGUCCCCCUUUCCCCCCCAUUGGUUGGGGGUGUGUACGUGGGGGGUCUCACCCCUCCCCGUGCCUCCAGGAUCUCCAUCACGCGGGUCACGGCCGACAUCUCCCUGGCCAAGCGCUCCGUGCUCAACAACCCCAGCAAACACACCAUCAUCGAGCGCUCCAGCACCCGCUCCAGCCUGGAUGUCUUGGCCGAGGUGCAGAGCGAGACCGAGCGGAUCUUCGAGCUGGCCCGGACGCUGCAGUUGGUGGCCCUGGACGCCGACACCAUCAACCACCCGGCCCAGCUGGCCAAGACCUCCCUGGCCCCCAUCAUCGUCUACAUCAAAAUCACCUCCCCCAAGGUGCUGCAGCGCCUGGUGAAGUCCCGGGGCAAGUCCCAGGCAAAGCAUCUCAACGUGCAGAUGGUGGCCUCGGACAAGCUGGCGCAGUGCCCGCCUGUGAGUGUGCCACGCCCACCGUGGCCACACCCACCUUGA